AUGUCCCCCAAAAGCACAAUCUUCCCGUCGGGCUUCCUCAUCUUCCCGCUGGAUGCCCCCCUCCUGCUCCCCGCGCCCGUCCGGUCUGUGUGUCCCCGGCCCAAUCGGAGCAACCGGCCGCCGCCCCCGAGACCGCUGGGACCCGGGACUCGCGGAGACCCAGACUCGCGGGGACCCGGGACUCGCGGAGACCCAGACUCGCAGGGACCCGAACUUGCGGAGACCCGCCGGGACCCUCCCGUCCGGACGCCCCGGCGCGUGAAAGAGGAAGCGCGCGUCCCCGCCGGGGCAGGAGCGGGGCACCCAGCCCGGCGCCCACCUCGGGUGUCCUGCCCGCGGCGGUCCGCGCCGGGCCCAAGGCGCCCCCGGCCCCGCCCCGGCCCUCCUCCGGCCCGCCCCCCGGCCCUCCCCCCGCCCCCCGGCCCUCCGGAACGCCUGCCCCGCCCCGGCCCGCCCCGCUCCCCCGCGGGCUCGGCGCUGGCGCCAGAGCCGGAGCUCCUCUCCCGGAGCGGCCGGGAGGAUGCGGGCCCGGGCGGAGCGCCGCGCCAGGGGCAGCUGGAGGCGAGAAGGAAAGUCGCGGGCGGCGGUUCCGCCUGCCCACGCCCCCUGCCACCCCCGGGGCCUGGUGUGGGCGGCCCAGACCGCAGGCUCGCAGCCCGGAGCGCUGCCCGGGCCCGGGGGCGCUGGUGACCCCAGAGCCGCGGGCACCUGGCUAGUCCCGUCCACAGCGCCUUGCCAGCUGUGUUCCUGUCCUCAUCUGCGUGGGAGCAAAUGUGGCCAGUAGUCAAGGUGGAGCAGCCAGCAGAAAGUGCCUGUGGUGAGAGAGACUCUGAGCCGGGGGGAAGGAGAGCCCCCCUCCCCAGGUGAAGCCGGGACUGUCACGUAGACAGGGAGCGUGUGAAGGCUCGGGCCUGACUGUUUCUUCAGCUACAAAUCACCCACUGGAUCCUGCGAGCUCCUGGGUGGUUGGGGGAGAGCGAGACAGUGUGGGUGACCGCGCUGGCAGUUGCAAAGCUACUGUGGGGGAAGCGGGAGGAUUCCCCCCCACCUUUUCCUUAAGCUUCUUAUGGCUGGUCAAAUAAUUAAAGAGGCAGGUCGGCGGAGAAAAUCAAACUUUAAUAGCAUGCAUACACGGGAGAAACUCAGGGGACACUGAGUAACUCAGCCAGCUGGCCGAGGCUGCCUAUUUAAGCAUCUUCAGCUGCAAAGUUUGGGGCUUCAAAGGGGAGGAAGGCAACCCUCAUGGCAAUGGAAAAGCAAAUGUUUGGUAAAUAGAACUUUGAUGAGAGUGGGCUUAGCAAGGAUCCCCCCAGUCUGCUGGAGCCCAGAGUUAUCUAUGGUGACGGCCUGUUCCCAAAAUUUAUUUUAAAUUUCUUUUAGGCAGUUGCUGGGGAAGGUCGAAUGUUUUUGCUGCCUUUAUUGUCUUCAGCUCGAAAUAAUCCACGUACCACUGUGGCGCAUCUUGGGGCAGCCUGCCCUGAACCCCAUCACUACACCAAUGCCCAGGAUUUUCUGGGCCCCCAAAGCAAAUGCCAGUGGUCUGGAAUAACUUGUCUGAAGCUAAUUUUCCUUUGCAGAGGGUCCUAUGCUCAUCACAUGUUUAAGAAGAACCGAGUAGGAGGUCACCUUUCCCUCCUUUCUUUAAAAAAAGGUCUUCCUAGGGCCAACCCUGGUGUCCUAGUGGUUAAGUUCAGCAUGCUCUGCUUUGGUGGCCAGGGUUCAGUUCCCAGGU
Messenger RNA from Equus quagga, 1732 nucleotides. Its product is annotated as proline-rich protein 2-like. The transcript is spliced from 2 exons. The record is from RefSeq and is a predicted model, not a curated record. The coding region runs from base 1 to 690 and encodes 229 amino acids. Lineage: Eukaryota; Metazoa; Chordata; Mammalia; Perissodactyla; Equidae.